GUUCUUCAUCAUGAGCACCGACGAAACGACAAUAGUAGUGGCAAAAUCAAAGCCAGUAAAAAAGCUCAAGCCUGCGCGGAAGCAAGAAAGAAAGGAGACCCCUCAGACGGGGAAGGAAUAUAAUAUCUGGUACAACAAAUGGGCUGGAGGUGACCGGGAAGACAACUACUCCAACAAAGUAAAAUCGCAAACUCGGUGCAACAUCAAGAAGGACUCAGGCCUGACUCGAGCCAACACGACUGGUAUUCGUUAUUGUUGUCUGUUCUUUGCUCGUGGGUGCUGCCCGUAUGGAUGGGAGUGCGACUACCUUCACACUCUUCCCGACCCUGAUAACGCAUUACCUGAUUCGAGUAAAGAUUGUUUUGCUCGAGACAAAUUCUCGGACUACAGAGAUGACAUGGGUGGUGUUGGUAGUUUCAACCGACAAAAUCGAACGCUAUACGUCGGUCGAAUCAAGGAGACCGGUCCAGGUCCGGAGACAGAAGAUAUUGUUACAAGACACUUCAAAGAGUGGGGCGAAAUUGAACGCAUCCGCGUGCUACAGUACCGUAGCGUCGCGUUCGUGACUUAUGUGUCGGAGUUCGGUGCACAGUUUGCAAAAGAGGCCAUGGCGUGCCAAUCCCUUGACAAUGAUGAAAUCUUGAACGUUCGAUGGGCCACCGAGGAUCCCAAUCCGGUGCAGAAGGUGGCGGAAAAGCGGCGGCUGGAGGAGAUCGGGCAGGAAGCUAUCAAGGCGCGGAUGGACCCUCGUAUUGUUGAUGCCAUGCGGGCCGUCCGUGCAUUAGAGGAUGGGGAUAUAGUGGACGACGAAGGAGAAGUGGUGGAGGACCAGGAAUCUGGCGAGACUGGCGACCCAAAGCCAAAACGGCGGCGGAUUGAGCUGCCACCGCCACAAGAAGCGACGUCAGAGCCACCACCUCAGCCCCUUGGUCUGCUGUCUGCCGAUACAAUGGAAGGUCUCAAGUACUUCGCCGAAAUAAGGAGGCGGAACGGCGUCUCGUUAGCUGUCGUAAGUCCAAAGACAAUACCUCCGAAACCAUUGAUUUCAGGGCUGGGAGUGGCGGACUACGGGAGUGACGAGGAAGAUUGAGAGUUUGUUCAGUUUUCGUUUGUACCAAUCGGUAACUAGACUGAUUUCCGGACCUGGCCAACUGUCCUCAAUCCAGUCAUUUCCACACGCUAGAACCGCAUCAGGAUCUUCUAACUGAUAGCCCUCGAGCGUGAUGAGCGCUCCGACGACUACCCAUCUCUGCCUAAAUAUGUAAUUUGUAACUACCAUUGGGAUAA
Molecule: messenger RNA, 1287 nt
Organism: Suillus subalutaceus
Lineage: Eukaryota; Fungi; Basidiomycota; Agaricomycetes; Boletales; Suillaceae
Exons: 5
Coding region: 11-1090 (359 amino acids)
Cellular component (GO): U2-type catalytic step 2 spliceosome; Prp19 complex; U2-type catalytic step 1 spliceosome
Molecular function (GO): metal ion binding; U6 snRNA binding; pre-mRNA binding
Source: RefSeq, a predicted model, not a curated record